Candoia aspera is the source of this 2693-nucleotide messenger RNA. RefSeq names its product zinc finger protein 710 (gene ZNF710). NCBI's taxonomy places the organism in Eukaryota, Metazoa, Chordata, Lepidosauria, Squamata, Candoiidae. The record is from RefSeq and is a predicted model, not a curated record. The transcript is spliced from 5 exons. Bases 115 to 2049 code for a protein of 644 amino acids.
GCCAGGCGGCCGGGCCUCCCCUCGCCUCGCCCGCGCCGAGUAGGGUUGCCCGUCCCGUGGCCGAGCCUCUUCGGGACUCCCAGGGUGCUGCAGCCGUGCUGGACGGUGCAGGACAUGGAGCGCUUUGCCAGCUCCGGGACCCAGACAGAUGCUGUGGUGGUGCUGUCGCUGGCACAAGCCGCCGUCCUGGGCCUGGUGUCCGAGAACGAGUUCUUCGGAGGCACUGUCGCGCCAGAGAGCAUCUUCCCCAGCUUUGCAGGAAAGCUCGACGGCACAGCAGCCGUUGAACCGAAGCCGCCCGAAAGCGGUGGCCUGGCCGGCCUGGCCCAGGCGGAGCCCCUCGAGGAGGAGGAGGGGCCGGAGGCAGAGGCCUCCCUCGGGAAGCAGGCCCGGAGGAGGAAGCGGCCCCCCGUGCGCCUGGUGCCGAAGGUGAAGCACGAGCGGGGCGAGGGGGAGCCAGAGGAGGGGGCCCCUGACGCGCCCCCGCCCACCUUGGGCCCCGGAGAGCAGGCGGAUGGCAGCAGCCCAGAAGAGCCCUGCUCAGAGCUACAGAUUGGGGAGAGUGGUGCUGGCAGGAUGGCAAGCCUCAGCCCGUUCGGCAGGCGGCCUCAGCCACUGCAGCGGCCCACGCAGCCAGAGCGCUCCUUGGGGGCGUACGAGGAAAGGUUUCCAUGCCCCCCUCAAGCCGGCCCAGACAGAGCGGAAGGCUUUCCCAGCGGCUGCAGCUUCCCACCCGGCCUACCGUCCCUGAGCGGCCUGGAGAAUCAGCUGCCAGCCUCUCCCCCAGAGCAAGGCAAGAGUGGGGCAGGCUUUGCGUGGCAGGAGCCGCUGGACUUCGAGGCGGAGACUCCCAGCGAGCACAGCAGCAAGAAGGUGCACCUGGACCGCUUGGACAUCAAUGUCCAGAUCGACGAUUCCUACCUGGUGGAGAAGCGCUGGCAGUGUCGCCUGUGCGAGAAGUCCUACACCUCCAAGUACAACCUGGUGACCCACAUCCUGGGGCACAACGGCAUCAAGCCGCACUCCUGCCCCCACUGCAGCAAGCUCUUCAAGCAGCCCAGCCACCUGCAGACCCACCUGCUCACCCACCAGGGCACCCGGCCCCACAAGUGCCAGGUGUGCCACAAGGCCUUCACCCAGACCAGCCACCUCAAGCGCCACAUGCUCCUGCACUCAGACGUCAAGCCCUACAGCUGCCGCUUUUGUGGCCGUGGCUUUGCCUACCCCAGUGAGCUGAAGGCCCACGAAGGCAAGCACGAGAGCGGCCGCUGCCACGUCUGCGUGGAGUGCGGCCUAGACUUCUCCACGCUCACCCAGCUCAAGCGCCAUCUGGCUACGCACCAGGGGCCCACGCUGUACCCGUGUCCCGAGUGCAACAAGUCCUUCCACUACCGCAGCCAGCUGCAAAACCACACCCUCAAGCACCAGAACGUGCGGCCUUUCGUCUGCACCGAAUGCGGCAUGGAGUUCAGCCAGAUCCACCACCUCAAGCAGCACUCGCUGACCCACAAGGGUGUGAAAGAGUUCAAGUGCGAAGUGUGUGGGCGGGAGUUUACGCUGCAGGCCAACAUGAAGCGGCACAUGUUGAUCCACACAAGCGUGCGCCCCUAUCAGUGCCACAUCUGCUUCAAGACCUUUGUGCAGAAGCAGACGCUCAAGACUCACAUGAUCGUGCAUUCGCCCGUCAAGCCCUUCAAGUGCAAGGUCUGUGGGAAGUCCUUCAACCGCAUGUACAACCUCCUGGGCCACAUGCACCUGCAUGCUGGCAGCAAGCCCUUCAAGUGCCCCUACUGCUCCAGCAAGUUCAACCUGAAGGGGAACCUCAGCCGGCACAUGAAGGUCAAGCACGGCGUGAUGGACCUCAACCUGGACAGCCAAGAUCCCAUGCUGGAGCUGGCAGGCACCAAUCCCUCGGAGCUGGACGGGCAGCAGGAGUUGGAUGACUAUGAGGAAAACACCUAUGACUACGGGGUAGUGGGGAACCCCGGCAGUGGGCCUGCCUUGGCAGAACAAACCAUGAAGGAGAUGGCCUACUACAACAUGUUGUAGCUGGAGUGGGAGGGGCCUGGCUGAAGGGGAGGAGGGGUCGCCCUCCCAGUGAAGUGGUGCUUGGGCCGCAUGGAACAGGAGCUCCUCUGAGCACCUGGAGGACUAUGCCAGGCCUGCGGUUCUUGCUCUACCAUGCCCUGCCAUGGCCCUCCCAGCCGCUCCUUGACCAGGUGCGGCUCCACAGCUGGCAGUCCCUCGGUUUGGGCACCAGCCUUGCGGACACCGCUUGCCGCCUCCUACCUCCCAGCACCUGGCCAGGGCAACAUUGGUGCUCCAGCCCAAGCACCCCGGCUGAAGCGACUGGGGCUGGAGCAGCUGUUGAGAGGGCAGGCUAGACCCACUUGGUCUGCCACCGGACUGGACCGCCAAGCGCUCACCUCCCGGUGUGUGUCGCAAACUACCUCUGCCCUGCACUCAGAAGGAAGGGCCCAGGUCAGGGGGCCCACCCCCAGUCCAGUGGGACUCUGAAGCACCCCCUCCUGUUGUGGCAGAACGGUCAAGGCCCCGCCCUGCAGUCUGUGGUCACGUUAUAUUCCUGGGGUGAUGCCACCAAGUGGGCUGCCCCUUUUGUGCAUAGAUCUACUGUGUUUAUUUUCCAGUUCUGAAGAAGUUCAGCAAUAAAUGAAUAUUGUUUGGCAGACGGA